AAUGAAGAAGGUACUUCCAUUAGAGAUGUUCAGUGCAAACCAGGAAGGAACAGAUAUGGUCUCAUAGCAGCUUUUCUCACAGCAGCAGUUGUUUUACUGUCAUUUGCAGUUUUAUGUUUAUGUCAAAGAAAAGCAGUCAGAAGUUUCUUUAUAUUAAAAAGUCCUGUAGAAGAAUCAGACCCUCAAACUUCACAAUGUGCCCCAUCAACCAGUCCACUGUAAGAGCUACAUCUAUUGUUUCAUUAAUGCAUAAUGUAAGCUGGUUUAUACAGGGUUCUCGUGGGGUCUUAAAAGCAUUGAAUUUAUUAAUUUGGAAAUAAUACCUUAAAAAGUCCACGGUUAUUUUGAUUAAAUAGCAACACAGCCCCGGGUCACCGUACAAUAUACUGUAAACACACGAUGCCUUCAGUAAAGGAAGAUCACGCACUACGACACCACAACCAUAGACUACAACACAACAUGCAAAGGAGAAGCACGAGAAAUCAGUGAAAAUCUCAGCAUUCCACAGGAAAUGUUGACUGACGCAGGCAAUUAUAUUUUUAAAGUUUGUGUGGUAAGAUGGUCGGUGCAGUGGCGAACUGGCAGCAAAAGAAAUGGCAAAACUCUCGAAAAAUCCAAUGAAGUGUCUUUUUAUUUAUGUGAGCCACCAUUCUCAGACAGGUGUGAAAGAAGCCAAAGCAAAAUUUCCAUUGAAAAAUCAAAAUUUACCAAAAAAUAAACAAAUAAAAAAAAAAUAUUCAAAGUACAACUCAACACUUAACAAAACACAAAAGGGAAUAACUAAAUUGUUGGCUACUGUUCCAACCAACACCCCUCUCCCUCUGCAGCAUUUCCUUUGUCUUUUAAUCAUCCUGGUCCCCUCCCUUCAGAUUCAAACGGGCCAAUCAUAACACUCCAUCUGUUAGCAACACUAUGUUUCUAGAUCUUAACACUUUACACUUUUCACACCCAAAAUGAAGUCUACCUGUAAUCAAAGGCAUUAUCAUUUAACAAAAUCACUGAAAUCUCUACAUACAAUACAUUUAUAAUCUUUGCAUGCUUGAUCAGAUGACUCCUCCCCUUCAGGAUGCUAUAACACUGGCUUCCUGUUCGCGGGUCACUCCCUUUUAGGCCUUUCCUGAAUGGGCAAGACAAAUAUUCACAUUAAUACAACCAUUUAUUGAUUUUACCUUACUUUGGAUGUUACUAGCAGUCAACAUGGAAUGUGCACCUUUCAUGUGACUGCUUCAAUAGUAAAACAAACAAAAUAAAGAACUUGCCAAAUUCUAUUGGGUCUUUAUUUAACUUAAACUGUGUGUGCCACAUCACACUUACAUAGCCAAGUUUGGUUUAGCUAUCCACAUCAAAGAAGAACUGGUGUCCAAAGUCAACAAAACGCUGUUUGUUCUUAUGUUUGAUGAGAGUCUCAAUGAGAUUGCGAAAAACAAACAGCUGGAUGUGCACGUCCGCUUCUGGAACGAGGGACAGGUUCAGUCCAUAUAUCUGGGCUCUCCAACGCACAAGACCAGCUGUCGCAUCUCAAAGUAAGGGUAAUCAUUUUUUACUUUAAAAGCUCAUCAAUUUAUAUUGAUAGACUCAACUUGUGUGCAUAUACUCUUCUGUAACUGCAAUAUUGCAUGACCAAUUAGUUAUUUCCCUUAACCAUAUGUGCUCAUCCAGUCCUCUUAUUUGAGUAAUCAAAUGCAACCCUUUUUUUCUUAGGAAUAUAUGGACAGACUGAACCUCAUGGACUUGGUGUCCAUUUCAAUGGAUGGGCCCAGUGUGAAUUGGAAACUCUUCUGCCUUUUCCAGAAAGAUCACGCUGAGCAGUAUGGAGGAGGAGAGGAUUACAUCACAGUAACCAAGUCUACUGUGUUCCCCCUUUUUUCUGUGCCCAUCGUUGGGUGGAAAACCUUCCGGUUGUGGAGAGAGCCCUGAAAGUCUGGCCAUCACUGCUCUUGUACAUGGAAUCCGUGAAAUCAAAGAAACUCUCGAACCCUGGAACAGCAUCUUAUGUUGCAGCAGCCAUGAAGGAUCCACUCAUCUUGGCCAAAUUGCAGUUCUACGUGGCACUCGCCAGGACCUUCACUCCCUUCCUGAAAAAAUAUCAGACAGAUGAGCCUGUGCUUCCAUUCCUUCCGAAGGACCUGACUGAGUUGAUGAGACGCUUCAUAAAGAGAGAAGUCCUCCAUGAUAUCACUGCCCUGCAGCUGACCAAAUUGGAUGUCACAGACAAGACCAUCUGGCUCAGCCCACAAGACAUCAGCAUUGGUCUAGGUGCAGAGUCAGUCCUUAAGGAGAUGAAAGAGGCAGAGGAGUGUCUUCAGGAGCUAAAGGUGAAGAGGAGACGCAUACAAGAGGUGUGUGAGGGUCUGGCGGACAGGCUGGCUAAGGAGGCUGAAAGGAAGGCAGGAAGCAAGAUGGCUGACCUGAUCUCCAGGUCCAACCUCUUGCGGAGAGUCCAUAAGGAGAGGUUGACGUUACUGGCUGUCCAUGGCCCUGUUCACACUGCAGGUAAAAGUGGCCCAAAUCCGAUUUUUUUGGGGUCAAGUGACCAGGUCAGACUUCUUCAGGAGUAGUGUGAACACUCAAAUCUGGCCCAGAUCUGAUUUUUUCAAAUCAAA
Molecule: messenger RNA, 2603 nt
Organism: Tachysurus fulvidraco (yellow catfish)
Lineage: Eukaryota; Metazoa; Chordata; Actinopteri; Siluriformes; Bagridae
Exons: 7
Coding region: 1944-2558 (204 amino acids)
Source: RefSeq, a predicted model, not a curated record